UCAGAUGAGUUUGGAGGACUCCUGUCUCCAUGGUGACCGGUGUGCUUGUGUCAGAACAACCAGCUGGUACCACCUAAUCACUCAUUUGGUGCCUUUUCCCAUAUUUUUAACCUGUUUGUGAAAAUAACUCUUUACUAUACCCAGAUGUACUUUUGUUGGUUUAGUUUCAAAAUAAAACUAAUAGUUACAAACAUGCUCUUUAUUUUGAUAGGUAUAAGAAGCCUUUCUGCCAUACAGCGCGCGCGCUCCCUCCUUCCCUUCCCUGUUGCUAUGGAAACAGGGCCGGUCCAGGUGGAGCCAGAGGCUCGCGUCCCGUCGGUCACAUGGGGCUCCAGCUGAGGACCAGAUGCUGGUGCUGGAGGUUCUGAGAUGCAGUGCGUCUGAUUAAACUUUACACGUGCACGCGCCUGUUGUGUUUUGGGAGGUGCACGUCCUGACUCGAUGCCGGCACGGAUUUAAGACUCGAGCUGCUGCUCGUGUCUUCGGGCUGCUGGUCUGGCGCCGAGGGACUGGGAGGAGGAGGAAAGCUCGACUAGGAGGAAGACGGUGCAUCAUGGACGGUGGCCGUCUAAACUUUGAGCAACAAUUUGACGCCGCGGGGAGAGUCGGGAUGGGAAGCGGCGGAGAGCGGGGUUCGGAGCGACGCUGAAGGAUACCGCCUGCCUCGCUUGUUGGACUCGUGUGUCCGGAAGUGACUCAGGAACCUGAAGACGCUUCCAGGGGACGGGACACCUGCUGGUUGUGAUGCUUCUUCUCCAUUUCCUUUCUGCUGUUAGUUUCGCUCGUCCACAAUGGCUCGCUUCGACGACGACCUGUCCAGUCGCUACGGGGGCAGCGGUGCCGCGGGGCCGGCCCCGGGGGCCAGCCGGCAACCGGUGCCUCCGGGGGGGCAGAGGAUGUACAAGCACACCAUUGCCCAGAGGGCCAGGACCAUGGCUAUUUACCGCCCCAUCCCCGUCAAACAGAACUGCCUCACCGUUAACCGGUCCCUCUUUAUCUUCAGCGAGGAUAACAUCAUCCGGAAAUACGCCAAAAAGAUCACCGAAUGGCCUCCAUUUGAGUACAUGAUCCUGGCCACCAUCAUAGCUAACUGCAUUGUUCUGGCGUUGGAGCAGCACCUGCCAGCCUCAGAUAAAACACCUCUGUCAGAACAUCUGGAUGACACAGAGCCCUACUUUAUUGGAAUAUUUUGUUUUGAGGCUGGCAUCAAGAUCAUUGCUCUGGGCUUUGCUUUUCAUAAAGGCUCCUACCUUCGUAAUGGCUGGAAUGUAAUGGACUUUGUGGUGGUCCUAACAGGGAUUCUGGCCACGGUGGGAGCGGACUUUGAUCUGAGAACGCUCAGAGCGGUGAGAGUAUUGCGACCCCUGAAACUCGUCUCUGGCAUUCCAAGUCUUCAGGUGGUAUUAAAGUCCAUUAUGAAAGCCAUGGUACCUCUGCUCCAGAUCGGCCUGCUGCUCUUCUUUGCCAUCCUCAUGUUUGCGAUCAUCGGUCUGGACUUCUACAUGGGCAGGUUCCAUCAGACGUGCUUCUGGGUGGGCACAGAUGAGCCUGCAGCAGACUUCCCUUGUGGCCUUGAGGCUCCAGCGAGGAUCUGUGGAAACGGGACCGUCUGCAGGGAAUAUUGGCUCGGACCGAACUUUGGCAUCACCAAUUUCGACAACAUCCUUUUUGCUAUUCUCACCGUUUUCCAGUGCAUCACCAUGGAGGGAUGGGUGGAUAUUCUCUACAACGCCAAUGAUGCCACAGGGAACACAUGGAACUGGCUGUACUUCAUCCCCCUCAUCAUCAUCGGAUCCUUCUUCAUGCUCAACCUGGUGCUAGGCGUGCUGUCAGGUGCUCCUCAAGAGUCACCGUUUGCACGAGCCAGUGUGAAGAGCAAGAUGGAGAGCUCGUCUUACUUAAGGAGGAAAGAGAAGAGGAUUCGCUUCACCAUCCGCCAUCUGGUCAAGUCCCAGACUUUCUACUGGACUGUGCUGUGUCUGGUUGGCCUCAACACACUGUGUGUAGCCAUAGUGCACUACGACCAGCCCGAGGGCUUGACGUACGCCCUACAUCUGGCUGAGUUUGUUUUCUUGGGCUUGUUCCUGGUUGAGAUGUCCAUGAAAAUGUACGGCCUGGGACCCCAGAACUAUUUUCACUCCUCGUUUAACUGCUUUGACUUUGGGGUCAUUAUUGGCAGUAUUUUUGAGGUGAUCUGGGCUGCAAUAAAACCUGGAGCCUCCUUUGGGAUCAGUGUCCUUCGAGCACUAAGGCUGUUGCGGAUCUUCAAAGUCACCAAGUACUGGAACUCUCUGAGGAACCUGGUGGUUUCACUGCUCAACUCAAUGAAGUCCAUCAUCAGUUUGUUGUUCCUGCUCUUCCUCUUCAUCGUCGUCUUUGCUCUGCUGGGCAUGCAGCUCUUCGGGGGCCAGUGA
Molecule: messenger RNA, 2414 nt
Organism: Nothobranchius furzeri (turquoise killifish)
Lineage: Eukaryota; Metazoa; Chordata; Actinopteri; Cyprinodontiformes; Nothobranchiidae
Source: RefSeq, a predicted model, not a curated record